AUGCCAGACGAAGCCAUUAGACACUUGAGUUCAAACUGGGAUGAUGUCGUGGUGGUCAGAGAAGGUUCAUCCACCACGUUGGUCUGCACUUAUGAGAUGUCGAGAAGUCCCGUCACCUUAAACUGGAUGAGAAAGUCACUCGGUGCGAUUGAAUGGAAACUGGUUCUAUCAGCUAGCAAGAGGAAGACGUUCUCUGGAGGUGCCUCGAAGUCAUCAAUGCGAUUGACUGACCCCAACUUUCAUGACACUGGGGUUUUCUCACUGUUUUUCAUCCCCACAAUGGAGGAUAUAGGCCUCUACUCAUGCUUGAUAAAGCAGCAAGAAAGGAAACUGAAGGAGAGGUUAAUCUUUUUAGCUAUCCUUACAGUCACCGUCCUCCCCUCUCCAAUCAUUUCUGUGCACAGCACCCUGCGAAUGAAUGCCAUGGUCACUCCAGACACUGCCAUCAACAACAUCACCUGGACAUCACCGCAUGGCAUUACCAUAAAGAGCGAGAAAAUAUCAAGCAGGGAAACAGAGGCCAAACUGCCAAUGGUCCAGUACACGGACAAAGGUGUCUACGUCUGCACGGUUCACCCUUGGGGAAAGAGCAGCAGCCCAAUUUUCCCCUUCAAUGUGAACGUGAACAUUACUGCUAACAACGGGCCCUGGUACACUCACGCCAAACAUGUUCCUACAGACGACAAGAGCUUCACUGCCACAGUGGUUCAGAGGCCCUUGCUCCUGAAAUGUCCUGGUGUUCGGGGGGACAUGGUCGUGCUGCAGUGGAGACCCCCAGACAAGGGGAAUAACGAAAGGAAGGUUGUGAUGCAGUAUGAUCGCUGGAGGGGCACCACUCAUCGGGAGCAGCCUAGCCGGAGAGUCCAGUUGGCCGGCCCGCCCUUUAACGCAGAGGCUGGGAUCUUCGCCUUUCGACUCACGCCCGAGCUCAGUGAUGGCGGCCUCUACAUCUGUGAGGUGCACCUCGAUGACAAGAUCACCCUCCAAAGCACCACGGUCAGCGUAAUGAAAGUUCAAACCAAACGUUCAUCCUCAAAGCUGGACCUGAUCUGCCUGUACUCAGAGCGGUCCCAGGUCAAGAGCGUCAAAUGGAACCACCAGAACCACAAUCGCCAGCCGCAAAUGUCAGCCAACAGACCGGGCCAAAUCUUGACCACCGUGCCCUUACCAAUCACCUCUGACACAGCUGGAAACUACACCUGCACCCUGAAGCUGAAUAAUGGGCAGACCAUCUGGGCCACGCAAGCUGUCACGCUGCCCCCUGAAGUUGGGAAGGAUGAGCAUGUCGAUGUCACCGCCCCCUCCAUGCUCCCUUCUCUCUCUGCUUUAUUACUCCUGGUGCCCCUGGUUGCUGCGGCUGUUGGUGUGUUGCUAUGGAGACAGAAACAAAUUUCUGAUCGUGAUAUCGAGUAUUCGCUGUCUGUCCAGUCGGGUGAAGUAGAAAACAUCUAUGAGAAUCCUGAUGAUAUCAGACAGCAGGGUCCUGCCCUGGACUCGGUCUACAUGGAUUUGAAGCCUAGAGGAGAGGAUGAUGUCUAUAAGGAACUGGAGCGAUAGGAGCAGUGUCAGAGCUGAUCACCUAUACCCACAUCUCAUCCUCAUCCAGCUGUCACAUCUGCUCAGCUCCCAUCUGCAACAGAAGGGCUUUAUAAACAAAAGCAACAACUCAAUGUCUGAGUUGGGAUUUAUAAUAAUAAAAAAAACUUCAGUGCUUCAGGGAAAUGCAACUCAUUUGUUGCCGCAGUGUUUUUUCCUUUUAUACAGAUUUUUUAUUCUCACGUAUUGAGACAAAAGAUUUUCUCAUAAGGCUGUAAAAUUUGUUCACAAUGUGUUUGUGUUAUGUAUGAUAUUGUCUGAUUCACUUGGUUCCUUGACUCUUAUUUUGAUAUUUGUUAUUCUAUUGUUAUUUCUCUCACUAUUUGUGUUGAGUUUAAAGUUGUUGGGGAAGUAUCCAGAGACUUUAAUUUGUAUGAGUAGUAACACCAAGCUAUAAAAAUACUUAAAUGUCAUGAAUUCACAAUCCUAAAGUAAAAGUACAUAAUAGGUGCACUGUUUAAGUACUAAGAUUUAUUUUCUUUUUUUUGACAUGGCAGGAAAAAACAACCACAUAAAUAUUUUUAGCUGUGAACCCUGAAAUGUGUGAAAUAAAGCAUUACAUAAAAUAUA
Hippoglossus stenolepis (Pacific halibut) is the source of this 2166-nucleotide messenger RNA. RefSeq names its product g6f-like (gene g6fl). Gene Ontology annotation, molecular function: protein tyrosine kinase binding; MHC class II protein binding. The record is from RefSeq and is a predicted model, not a curated record. Gene Ontology annotation, biological process: T cell activation; interleukin-15-mediated signaling pathway; positive regulation of ERK1 and ERK2 cascade. Gene Ontology annotation, cellular component: membrane raft; external side of plasma membrane. The transcript is spliced from 11 exons. The coding region runs from base 1 to 1557 and encodes 518 amino acids. NCBI's taxonomy places the organism in Eukaryota, Metazoa, Chordata, Actinopteri, Pleuronectiformes, Pleuronectidae.